UGCUCGGCCGUGUUCCUCUUUGGCGGUCGGAACUUCUCGGAGAAUUACCUCUGCCGCCAUCAGUUUCCUCUCUUUCUCGCUCUCUCGAGUCCAUCAACCGACCUAAUCGCUCCCAGCUAUGUCAGCCUCAUCUGCCGCACUUAGAUUUCCCAAAGACUUCCACUGGGGUUACGCAACGGCUUCCGCCCAGGUCGAAGGAUCCAUUGACCAGGACGGUCGAGCUCCAAGUAUUUGGGAUACUUUCAGUAGACUCCCUAAUAAGACGCUGGAUGGGACCGAUACGACAGUCACUACGGACACCUAUGUUCAAUGGCGAGGUGACAUCGAGCUCAUGAAGUCAUACGGCGUCAACUCGCAUCGACUCUCCCUCAGCUGGUCUCGAAUCAUCCCACUCGGUGGGAAAGACGAUCCCGUCAACCAAGCUGGAAUUGAUUGGUACCGUGAAUAUCUCAAGGCGCUGGUGGACGCUGGUAUUACUCCCUUUGUGACCCUAUUCCACUGGGAUCUUCCUCAAGCUCUCGAAGACAGAUACAAGGGGUUCCUCAGCCGGGAUAUCGUAGCCGAUUUCGAGCGUUAUGCUCGGGUGUGUUUUGAAUCUUUCGGUGACUUGGUCCGGGACUGGUUUACCAUCAACGAACCCAACGUAUUUUCCAUGAUGGGAUACCUUUUCGGAUCUCACGCUCCCGGCCGGACCUCGAACCGAGAGAAAUCCGCUGAGGGAGAUUCGCAGCGAGAACCUUUUCUCGUUGGACACAAUUUGUUGCUUUCUCACGCCUCGGCGGUGAAGUCUUAUAGGGAAGAAUUCAAGCAGAAACAAGGCGGUCAGAUUGGCUUGGUGGUCAACAUGCUUUGGGGGGAGCCUCUCGAUGACUCGGCCGAAAAUCUCACUGCAGCCGACGAGUUUAUGGCUCAAUCGAGUGGAUGGUUCAUCGAACCAGUAGUGUUCGGUGACUACCCUCCUUCGUCUAGGAAGAUCUUCGAAGGUCAUCUCCCCAAGUUUUCAGCAGAGGACAGCGCACUGGUCAAGGGCUCAUGUGAUUUCCUAGGAAUCAACCACUAUAGCACCUUCUACAUCAAGAGGCGUACCACUCCUGCCGAGCCUGGUGUGCCCUGGACAAUCCUUCAUCCCGCCGUCGAGCUUGGGAUCCACGACAAGCACGGAAAUGAGAUCGGCCCUGUCGGCGGUGUCAACUUUGUGAGGAUUGUACCUUGGGGAUUUGGAAAGCUACUCGAUUGGACUUGGAAGAAGUACCAGUUGCCUAUUUACAUCACUGAAAACGGUGCUGUCUGCCCCAAUGAGAACGACAUCCCCUUCCCCGACGUCCUGGACGACCACUUUCGAAUCGAAUAUCUCACCAAGUACGCCGAUCAGGUCGCUAUGGCCAUACAGAGGGGUGUUCCUGUCAAGUCCCAUCUCAUGUGGGCUUUGACUGACAAUUUUGAAUGGCAAGAAGGUCAUACGGCCAGAUUCGGAGUGACCUAUAUAGAUUACGAGGAUGAUUGCAAGCGGUAUCCUAAAAAGUCCGCGGCCGUCAUGAAGGAGUACUAUCGAUCUAGGAUAGAAUGAGAACCGGAAAUGUAUGCGACUACGGGAUUUGGUAAUCUGUCACGUGCAAGCGAUUGAACAAAGAGCCAAUUCAAUCCUCCACCUCGUGUUCCUGAUCGACGAUAUCGAUACGAUCUCGGCAAUAGCGCUUCUUCGAG
Messenger RNA from Filobasidium floriforme, 1704 nucleotides. RefSeq names its product glycoside hydrolase superfamily. Gene Ontology annotation, molecular function: beta-glucosidase activity. NCBI's taxonomy places the organism in Eukaryota, Fungi, Basidiomycota, Tremellomycetes, Filobasidiales, Filobasidiaceae. The coding region runs from base 119 to 1567 and encodes 482 amino acids. Gene Ontology annotation, biological process: carbohydrate metabolic process. The record is from RefSeq and is a predicted model, not a curated record. The transcript is spliced from 11 exons.